CCAGGCGAGUGUACCUCGGUGCAAAGUACGUACACUAGUCUUUUAAGGAACAGAGGCGGGAGCGAGCAUUGCGUCAGCCUCAAGCCCAUCGGGUGAGAGGAAGCCAUGGCUGUGCUCAAGCUGGCCUUUUCGCCAUCCCAGUGAUGUGCUGGGGAUAAGGCUGUGAGGCGGACGAAGAAAAUCAAUAUUUAUCCUGAACACUUCUCGGCGCUAUCAAUGAGCAGAGAGAAAGAGAGCCAGUAAUGGUGGCAUCUCAUGCUGUAUAUACGUAUGUAUGUGUGUAUAAGGACUCGAUGAGCAUUGGGUAGUGGGUACCAAGGACCAAGUCAAGCGCCAGAGAGAGGUAAGGAGAGCCCUCCGCGCGAGCUUGCGUGCUUGGCACAUCGAUCCAUCCACCCUCGACGCUUAUCUAAGUAAAGGGAGAGACACUAGGCAUGAGAGAGCAGGCCCAAGAAGAGUUAGAGAAUGUGGAGAGAAAGAGAGAAGGAGAGGAGAUCGAGAGGAGACCGAGAGGAUCAAGAGGGGAUCGUCCAGGAGGUUGGGUUCAGCUGAUCCGAAUGUCCCAGGGAUUGAUCUGUGCGACUGCAAUAAUGGACACGGUCAAUCGUCACGUGGGCCUGUCAAAAAGGCAUCAAUAUUAGUGAGCAUGUCACUCAAGGUCCGAUUGGUGUCGAUCUAGUCAGAGUCACGGCAAUAUCGUUACCCGGUGAACAGCAAUCGAUCGUCUUUUGUACAUACAACAUUAUUAAACAGCAUAGUAAUAAUAACUAGAACCAACCCCCCGCAAUAUGCUACGCGCUUUAUACCCGUUCAAGAAGACCCAUCCCACGUCGCUGAGUUUCACGCAAGGCGACCUUUUUGUGGAACUGCCCGGGGCUGCCAAUGACAAGAAUUGGUUCUACGUCAUGGAUGGCAAUGCUGGAGCGGGAUACAUUCCGAGAAACUAUGUGUUCUUGGAAAGGAUCGCCUUCGACAAGCUGGCCACCCACAUUGACGGUCUCAAGGAUCGGGUGCGGUUAUCUGGAGCCGUUGAAAAAGAGAAAGCCGAACUCAUCGCCAAGUUGGAGGCGGUGUGUAGUAAAUAUAAGAGCGAUCGCUCGGCGAGCAUCACUCAAAGGAUCCCGGUGCCCGACACGAGUCCACCCAUAAUCGCUAGUCCUCGGUCUGUCAGUCCCAAAUCGACCCAUUCCUCCGACCGUUCGGCCACCCCGCCCAAGUCAGGUAAAAAGAGGGCGGCACCCCAACCGCCCCAUCAGGCUGUGAAUCUGUUACAGAAUAGUGAAGGGGGUGUUUCGGAAAGCCCCGAUGGUGGCAACAGUCAAUCCAGCUCGCGACGAUCCAGUGAAGAACGCCGCGGGAGCUCCGAAAAGCUCUUACAGCAUCGGCGGGCCUCGAUCGUGGACCCUAAUGACGAGCAAAUCCGAUCCUAUGCCCGAGAGAUUGUGGAAUUGGUCCGAGUGGAAACCGGAUUGAGUCAUACCAAUUCUCAGAGCGUGGUCCAAACGGUCUUGCAAUACGUUAGCACUAACUUCCAGCGAUUGGAUAGAAAUGUACCCGCCUUGUUGGCGGAGUUGGACAAACCCGUCUUGAAUGACAAAGAGGAUAUCGUGGCUAGUGCCGAUACCAGGGCUAUUGAGAGCCUUUUUGAGCAAUUGACCCAAGCCAAGGAUGACGAGCAACAAAGGAACUGGAUGCUCUUUGAGGAUGAGGCCACUAUACGGAACCUUCUACAAAAUUUGUCAGAGAGUUUGUCCAACUCCGACCGACGAGUGUCCACUUACGUCAUGAGCAAGUUCAAAUACUUCUACAUUCUCAACCUGGUGGAAUACUUUCAAAUGGAGACACGAUGGGCUUUGCGGAAGCCGUUGAUCGAGAAUUUCAUGAUCAUGUGCUCGCUCGAUCCGGUGAUAAUAUCUCUCAUGCUGAGUUCCGUUCUUCCUUUAGAGUUGGCCCAGGAACUGUUCCAAUACACUGAAAAUGUUCCCAGACUUCGACAUUGCGCCCUGCUCCUCACCAUCAUAUUUAGCCGUGGCGAGCCCAUGCCCGUGCAUUACUUCUCACAACUAGGAUCUUCCUUCGUCACAUUCCUACUCGACUAUAUUGAGGCUCCACCCACUCCUGACUCGGAACACGAGAUCCCAGACGUGUUCAUCGGUUUAGCUCUCAGUUACAAUCUCCAAUUUCCAGAUAUCCAGACCAAUGUCAUGGUAAGCUGCCUCAGUGGCCGAUCCGGAGCCAAAACCUGGACGGAAAAGGUACUCCUCCUUUUAAAUCGAGAAGAGGAUCCCACUGCUAUUGUUGGUCGUGACACAGGAUCGCGAGAUCUACCACAUUCAGUCCAUAAGAUCAUCAUGGAUAUGUUCCUCCACGAUAGCUGCCAUCAGCUAUUUUAUACCAAUGAUAUCUACGUUCUUAUCGAUAUCAUUGUCCGGCAACUCUCCGAUCUGUGUCCGGAGGAGCCCAAACGUCGAAUGUACCUCUCCAUGUCGCACAUUGUUCUGACUCGAUCUGAAUACUCAGACCAUCUUCAUCGCUUCAAAGAUCUCGAGAAAUGCUUCAUACGGAUUUUAGACGAGGAGGAAGUCACCAAUGACAAAAAUAUCGUAUUGACCAUUUGCCGGGAGGUAGCGGCAUUUAAUUCAUUACUUUGAAAAUCAAGUUCUUUCAAAAUGUGCAGUACUCGUGUCUUCUGGAUGGUCCAAUAAAGAAAAAAAAUGGCGAA
Molecule: messenger RNA, 2722 nt
Organism: Tigriopus californicus
Lineage: Eukaryota; Metazoa; Arthropoda; Copepoda; Harpacticoida; Harpacticidae
Product: NCK-interacting protein with SH3 domain-like
Exons: 1
Coding region: 789-2651 (620 amino acids)
Biological process (GO): endocytosis
Molecular function (GO): Arp2/3 complex binding; protein binding
Source: RefSeq, a predicted model, not a curated record